Messenger RNA from Puccinia triticina, 954 nucleotides. RefSeq lists its product as uncharacterized. The record is from RefSeq and is a predicted model, not a curated record. Bases 1 to 954 code for a protein of 317 amino acids. NCBI's taxonomy places the organism in Eukaryota, Fungi, Basidiomycota, Pucciniomycetes, Pucciniales, Pucciniaceae. The transcript is spliced from 5 exons.
AUGAACCCAACCACCUGCUUUUUUGUCAAGCUAUCUAUCCUAGUUGCUUUAUCAUGCCAAGUACUCGGAUCUGACCACUUCGGCGGCGACGGCAUCCUUUCUAAGCUCGAAGCCCUCCACCAUGAUGACCCAGCCCGAAGACUUCGUCGUCGACAGAUCGAACUAGGUGGGGCGACUGACCCGAAAGUUGAUGCCACCCAAGCGACCGCAGCAACAGCAAAGGAUAACACCAAGGUUGAUGCCAAGGGCGAUUUACCCGCGCCAGCUGGCGCGAAGGAUGCCAACAACAAGCCCCAAAACCUCUCCAAGGAGGAACAGCUUGCGACUAAGCUGUUCGAGGGAAUCAUCGAGAUGGGCGUCGGCUUGGAAGGCGUGACCAACUUGGGAAGCAGCACGAAGGAAAUCGUCGACCAGAGUAAAAAGGUCUCCCAGAUGCUCCCAACGGUCAAGACUUUGACGACCGAGUUGCUCGGCGCCGCUCCGAAAAAGAGCGACGAGCUCAACAAGGCUGUUGAGGAGUCCACCAAAGCCGGCGAGGCAAUCACUAAAUCCCUCAUAGCCAUCGAAGCAAAAGUCGAUGACGCCAACGUCAUAAAGCAGGAAUACAAGAACUUGGAGAAAUCGUUCUUGCAAAUCCUCAAGACUUCGGACGGCCUCGCGGUCGCGGCGAUCCCGAAGCUCGCCGAGCAAGCGAACCAAGCGCAUGUUGAAGAAGCGGGCGGCGCGGCAGUGAAGGUGGCGGGCCCGAGCGGCGAGGCGGCCGGGGGCGCGAACGCCGCGACAGCGUUGAGCAACAAGGACGAGGGGAAGAAGGCCGAUGCGCCCAAGGAUGCGGGCGACAAGGGCCUGGUGGCCGAGAAGAAGGGCGACGGAGCUAAGCUCGGCGAGCUCAAGCCGAAGGCCGCGGCUCCUGAGGGGCCAAUCGACACCGGCGUGGUCAUCCCUGGACAGUAG